GUCAGCAUCAGGCAGCUGCAGUGGUCUGCAGAAAGAAAACAGGAACAAGAUCGUGGCAGACAUGGACUUGCAUUGUGAUUGUAAUGAUAUUUCGGCUUCUGAACAACAAACUGGCAAGAUAAGUAAGACAGCAUUUAAAUUAUUUGGGAGGAAGAAAUCAGGGGGCACCAUGCCUAGUAUUUUUAAUCUGAAAAACAAAGGGGAUAGGAAAAGCUCCUUGAAAAUGGGGCUUGUUAGAAGCAAAACGCAUGAUGGAAUUGCUGAUAUGGGACUGGAAGUGAGCAACAAGGAAGAAUCUUUGAGUAAUUAUCAACUGGACAAUGAUUCCAGUACAAAAAUUGUCAACAGUAUGAGCUUUGCUGCUGCUGGUUGCGGACCUAUUGCUAAGUCUCACAGCUUUUUCUCUUUACUAAAAAGGAAUAGUAGGUUAGAAAAUGGCAAGGGAGAGUCAGUACAUUCAAACUCUGAGCAGGUGAAGGAAAAGAGUUGCAACAGACAAAAGAAAGGACUGAAAGGGUUGUUCAGCAGCAUGAAAUGGCAUAAAAAGGACAAAAUUAGUAAAGAGGAAAAAGAUGAGUACCUGGAAAUCCAUGGCACUAUUACACUGCCUAGUUCUUUGACUGCCAGCUUGGAAUGUGUGAAAGAAGAGACACACAAAUCUUGCUCUGAACAUGAAAGUGCUGCAUUGGAAAUGCAGGACAAAUUAUCAUGUGAAUUGCAGAAUGAUAAUGAAGCCACCUUCACUGAGGAAUCAAAACACGCAAAUAGUGGCAAGUGCCUUCCAGAAUUAUGUAAAGAUUUGGAGAAAGCUGCCACUGACCACCAGUUAUUGGACCAAGAUUCUAAUGUCAAGGCAUUUGAACAGCUGGAGGAAAAACAGGAUGGAGGAUUGACUGAUGUGGGGCAGGAUGUACAAGAAGAAGGUAUUUCUGUAACUGGAUCCGAAUCUCAUCACACUCCUGAAGCUUCAACACUUUGUGCACCCAAUAAUGAUCCAUCCUCGGAACAAUCAAUUGAUCGAAUUUGCUUAAUGUUUUCUGAUGUUACAUCUUUAAAGAGCUUUGAUUCAUUUACAGGGUGUGGGGACAUUAUUGCUGACCAGGAUGAUGAAGGGAAUGUCUGUGAAAAAGGAGCUCCUGCAGAAAAGGGAAAGGGUGGUGCAAAGAAAUGCUCAAAUAUUCUGACUUAUCAAGGUGGAGGAGAGGAGAUGGCAAGCCCAGAUGAAGUUGAUGAUGAAUAUCUGCAAGAAUUUUGGGACACACCUCCAUCAACUGUUGAGCCUCUUAAAGAAAAACAGGACAAGACCAUGGCUGACCAAACACCAUGGAUGGCUUCAGAAAUUCCAAUUUGCCUUGAUGAAGCAGCAGAAGGGACCUUAGUCAAACAACUUACUUUGAAUGAUAUUUCUAAAACUAAAAAUGAUAAUGAAGACACAAUGACCACCAACAGUGAUCAAGACUGUGUCCCAAACAGUGAUGAGGGAUAUUGGGACUCCACAACCCCUGGACCUGAUGAUGAAAGUGGGAAAACACUUGCUACCAGGGCAAGUAUUCCAAGAGACAGUUACAGUGGAGAUGUUCUGUAUGAUCUGUUUGCAGAUGUAGAUGAAAGUUUGAUAAGUAUUGUUUCAGAUGAAGAAAUGUCCUCUGUAUCUGAACCUAAAAUCCGGUCUCCAAAACCUCUUGUGCCUGCAUCCAACAUUACUGCAUCCAACGUUACUACAAUUUCCAAGGAGAAGAAUGUAUCUGCCAUUCCCAGACACAGGGCCACUUUAACUGCACGACAGAGCGAAGCAAAUCAUACUUCCUGGCCUCAGACACAUCAACAGUUGGUAGGAUGCGAGCCUGCAAGAACCAAAAUUCCUGUUGCUAAGACAUCAAUUCCUAGACCUAAUAACAAAGGCAUCAUUGGGACAAAUGCAAAUGUCUUGGCAACCAAAGGAAAUGCAAAAAAAUAGUCUCAGAAAAUCUACUGUUGGAAAAUUAAAAUGUGCAUGUUACAUCAGUCCAGAACCGUGUAUUUGUAAGGAUAAGCACAAUGGUGUGAUAUUCUGUUUGCACUCGUAAUGUUUACACUGUGCAACAGAACUUUUAUCACUUGGCAAAGAGUUUCUCCUGUGAUGUCAUAGAAUCGUGCCUAGAAACAUUAAGCAAUUUGAAAUUUUAAGAAGCACAGAUACAACAAGCAAAAUUUAUAGCUCACAAAUGCUUCUUAGGAAAGAAAACAAUUGUUUGACACACAAAAUUUUAAACAGCUAAUAUGAACAAGAAAGGGCUUUGUGAGGGAAUACAAAAUAUAUUUGUGAAACAGCGAAUGAGAAAUUGAACCAAAUCUUAUACAUGUUUAUGAUGAACAAUAGACACCAUUUUGCUAUCUUUUGUUUGGAUGAUAUUCUUCAAAAGAUGAACAUGAAUUUCCACCAAUACAAAGUACAGCAGAGGAAAAACCUGUGAUGUGAUGGUGCCUAAAGCCAAUCCAUUCUGGGAUCAGAUUGUGUUGAUCCAUUGGACAUUUGUGAUUCACAGAAGAAGAAAAGAAACUGAUAUGUAAAAUGGGUUACAUAAUUAUGAUCAGGGAAUGAUUACAUAAUCAGGCCAGCUUGUAUUCUCAUCCCAGAGAAAACACUUCAAUGUAUAGAAUAAUGGUAAAUAGCACAACAUUUAUUCCCUUGAAGCUACUUUUGAAAGGGAGAGAAAUCUGCCUUUCUAUAUUGUUUUAUUGCCUUCAUAAAUUUGAUUCCUUUUGAAUUUUCAGUCUGCCAAUGCUUUUUGAAUAAGUAAAUCUGAGUGCUCUUAUUUUCCACAUGUAGUGGCGAUAAAAUAUGAUCGAGUGAAUGACCACCAGAAAUGUUCUCAUAAUGGGGGCAGAUAAUGUACGAUUAAACAACUUAGAGAUAUUUUCUAAUCAACUGUUCAGAGAUGUUAUUAUACAGCUCUGGAGCAUAUGGGACUUGAUCCUGGGUCUCCUGGCCCAGAGGUGGGGACACUACAAUUGUGCCACAAGAGUCCCUUAUGCAACUUAGAUUGUUCCUUCCAAAAUUUUCUGUACACUCAUUGUUUAAAGUUUAUAUAGUGAGUGGAAUUGAUAGUCAUAUAAUUUUUUUUAUAUUAGUCACGUUGUCGUGUAUCUAUUAUUUUUGUUCAGUAAUUGUGACAGAGACCAGCUUAUGCAGAGGAAGAAAUGGAUACUAUUUAAAUUAUAUUUGUACUACAGUCUCCAGUCCAACAGUUUAAAAUUGUUCUUAUCUAUUUGCAGAAAACAUACUUCACAAAAAUCUGGUCUGUUAAACUUCUUUCUUUCCUUGUUUAGAUUUUUUUUCCACUUGGGACACUGGUCUAGGAAAUGAUCCCAGUGCCUGAGUGGAAAGGCCUAAGGCGAAAACAAAAUUUGACCUCAGGCCUCAUUUAAAUGAUGUAGAUGAGCUGCUGACUUCUGCUUAGGUCCCAAAGCAUUUUGCUGGUGAGGAGGAUUUCAAUGUUUGCAAUAGUCCUCAAUAACCUGAGGAUGGGGAGGAACAAAUGGGGGAUCGAUAUGGGAAGGAGUGAGGUAAGGGGGCAGUUGGAUAUGGUAGAUACUAACAACCUUUGGAGCUACUCUGUAGGUGUAUAUUUAGGUAAAUAAUGAGUGCAAUGACACGUAUGCCAUUUUUUAAUGUUUAAUGCCUAUUUUGUCCAUUACAAAGGACUGCAUAAUUUAAAUUCUAAGCCUCAAUCUGAAAAAAAAAUCAAAUAUACAUAGAAAAUAAAAAGGGCCAACCCUAAAACAGCAGGAGAAUGAAUCGUGAGGCACCUUAAAAUAAAAGUAUUCAAGAGUAAAGUUAGUAGAAAGAUAAUGCUGCCAUUUCAUGGUUAGUACAGGGGAGCAACAAUAUGAGCUAAAUUCUAUAUUUAUCUCAAUAAAAUGAUGUCAGAAAACCAGUAACAGAUAUGGGGGCUGGAUCUUACAUCUCCCAGCACACUGAGGGAGGUGGAACAGAAACUGCAUGCUCUAUUUGCUCCUGUCCCUGCCAUCUGGUAGGAAGGAAGCCAAUUAUAAAUGCACAGGAGGCUUUCUUCCCAAACAAUUUACUCUAUCUCUUAUUCCCUUUCAACCUUGCAGCUAUUAUCAGAUGCAACAAGCUAGAGGUCUUGUGAAUUUGGAUUACUGGGAAAAUAAAUCUUGGAUUGAAUUUUUUUGUUGCAACUAUAUUCACAGAUGGAAAUGAAAAACACCUUGAUGUGAAUAAAUAACUUGUGGAUUCUGAGAAACUGGUGCAAAGGAAGGCUCUGUGACAAUUCGCCUUUUGGGCUGGGAUGUUUUGAGGUGGAAGGGUAAUGCCAUGGUCCUGACUAGAAUUUCAUGUCUCCCCACUCUCCGAAUCAGACUUUAUUAUUCAUUCCAUACAUAACCAUUUUCUAAAAAUGUAACCUCCUGCAGCAGAAUUUGCUAGUACUAUCAAUCACAGCAGGUUUUUUCUACUGUACUUGUGCCAUCUCACUGUAGCUUCCCUUAAAAUCUUCCAAAUCUUUUUAUAUUCGACUCCUCAAUAAUGUAGCAGGCAAUGAAGAAUUGUGGGUGAAUGGCUUACUAAUGAUCUUAAUGGCUCAUUAACAAAUGAUUUCAAAAUGGUAGGUGGGCUAAUGAUUUCAGGAGACAUUGGCACCGCAAUUGGAGACCUGCUUGAUGAUAUCAGAUUGCUGACCUGACACCAUGAUGUUGAAUGCUUUUAUCUGCACAUGGGGGCAGUGUGUCUCAUUUGGGAAUGUAAAAUCCAGCCAAUGGUCUGCUAAUUUAUCAAAUAGAAUUAUAACAUUCCUUUAACUUUAAAAAAAACAUAAAGAGCUGAUGACUAUAGUAUGUGGCUCUGCAUUGGAAAUGAAGUUAAAAUGUUCAAUUUUUAAAAAUUAAUCAUUGUGAAACUGUACUAGCCUCCUUACUAGGAAAAUGAGAAGUACAUAUACACAGCAAAAAUGUACCUGCUGCUGGCUAUUUGGAGAGCUAUUAGGCAGAGGCAGAGGAUCAGGUCUCCUUCCAACCAACAAUUGAAAGUAAUGUGAAAGAAAGUCCUUAAAAGAGGAGGAAUCAAAUCACAUUGGCAAAUAUGUUAGUCAUCUAUUGGUUGACUUAGUUCAAAUGAAAUGUUACCCUGUAUCAUACUGCCUGCUAAGGAGUUUGAUGUUCUGAGCUAAUGUUGAUCAUGGUUGUAACGAGGAGAACUAAAAUGAGGCUACCUUACCUUGGUAAAAUCAGUUAGGUUACCCUGAGCCCAGUCUUCAAAUGGCUUACUUUAGAUUACUUCUAAAAUGAUUAGUUUACUUAUUUUACAAAAUUUCUACAUGUAAUUGGCUGAGGUUACUAUUAAGAACUCUCCUUCUCAAUCUCUCCCAAGGCAUGGUGACCCUCAGGUUAAACCACUAGUCAUCUCUCUCUCUAAUGAGAGGGCAGCCCUAUGGUCUGGUAGGACUUUGGUGACUUUUACUUUUUACUUUUACAUGUAAUUGGAAUAGCCAAUUGUAAACUUAUGCCAACAACUUUGUUAUUGUGAUGUUAUUGGUUGGUUCAGAUUGUGAUUUCAAUGGACACUAGUCAGUUUGCCUCUACUGCACUGAAAUAAAAUAAAAGGAAUGACUAGCAUUUAUAUAAUGCCUAUUACAUUACUCAGAAACGACUGAAAGUAUUUGCAUUCAAUUGAUUACUUUGAAGAGCAACAACUCUUCCUCUACAGACAACUGAAACAGCCAUUUUGCAUGCAGCAAAAUCACACAAAUAUCAUUGAGAUCGAUAGUCCGUUAAUCUAUUUUUGGUGAUUUUGAUCUUGGGAGUGAUAUUUAGGAAGGCACUGAAAUAAUUCUUCACUUUUCUGUGAAUAGUGUCACAGGAUCUUUAAUAUCUACCUAUAGAAGCAGGCAGACUUGGUUUAGCAUUUUCUAUAAAUGAUUGCAUUUCCAAUAGUGAAAUUGUGCUACUGUACUAUGCUGAAUUGUCACACUGUGUGCUUAAAUCCUGGAGUGGGGUUCCAAUCCAUAACCUUUUGACAUUGAGACAAAAGUGCUACUAACGCAUUCAAUGCUAUUGAAUACAUUGUGUUCUUUUAUCAAGAAGCAAUGUCUAAUGAACCUGAAUUGGCUCCUAAACAGCCUACACAUUUUUCUUUUGGGUGCAUCAUGUAGAACAAUGCAUCAUAUAAACAAUGUAAAGGUGCCCAUCUUUAUGUUUGAGUUCAAGAAUAGUUUGACAUUUCUGUCUACUGACCAUUUAUUUGUCCAGCUAUGUUAGGCCUCAUUCACUUUCCUCUACCAUCAGAUGUUUGUUCUAAUCCUCCAAUUUAGAGCAUUUGAAUUACAUCAAACUUAAUUUAAAUUUAAAAGGUUUUGAAAUUCAGCCUCUAUAAAUUCAAAACAAAUCUCACUUCCUCCUUGGAUUUUGUUCUGAAUUUGUCUUUUUUUCAUUUUUUGUCUUUUUCUUCAGAAGCUUGUUAAUCACUGUUGUCAUGGACGUUGUAUUCAGUUAAUGUUACAUUGUAUCAGAGUAUUCAGAGAUGUAAGGGUGCCGUCUGGGUUUAUUGAUUUUCUUUUUUUUCCUCACCCUUUAAGAAAACAUCUUCUCCAAAACUAUUUUCCCUUGAAAAGCAAAAUUGUUUUCUGCAGUCUAAAUUUUAAACUCUGAUUAGUUAAAAUGGGACAGUGUUUUUAUUCUCCUUCAUGUAAAUGAAAUGUUACAGACAUCUAUUAAUAGGCUUAAAGUAGGUCAGCAAAACUAGUGUAUACUCCUAAAAGGCAAAGGGACUAUUCGUAUCGUCAAGUGAUCAUGGCCAACAAGUUAAGAAGGAGUCAUGGAAGCACAGAAUGUUUGUGUGUCAGAUGGAUGAAAUAUAAUAGAAAUGAAAGAAAAAUAGAAGUGUGGUUAUUAAGAAUCAUUCAUGAUGUUCACAUUGCACUCAAGUAAGCACUUUUGAAGCGUUGUCACAGUUGUAAUGUAGGAAACAUGCAGUCAAUGGUAUGCAGCAAGGUCCCAGAGCAGGCAACCUUUGAGUUGUGGGAAGGGCUGAACACUGGCCGACACAGCUGGGAGAAUGUCCCAAGUUUCUUUUAAUGAUAUACAAGAGGAUCUUUUCUUUCUAAUUGUCUGGCUAGAUAGGAUCUCAUUUCAACAUCUCAUCUGAAAGUUGGAACCUCCAGCUCUCUUUUAGCACUGCACUGGGGUAUCAGCCUAGAUUUACUGCUCACAAUCCCUAAGCCCACAACCUUCUGUCAGGUGACAGAUUUACUAACUAAAUUAGAGUGGAUACCAGACAGAAAGUAAAAUGGAUUAAAUUCAGGAGCAUGAGUGUUAUAUAGUAUAAACAAUAAAGAGAAAUAAAUAAAGAAGAGCUGGAAAACUGAAUAUAUAAAAUUUUAAGGAAUUUAAAACUAACAGUAAUAGUUUAGUGAAUAUAUUUUUAAAAAGUGGUAAAAGGGGAUAAGGUACCUUUAAAAUCGAAUCAGAGAUAGUAGGAACUGCAGAUGCUGGAGAAUC
Messenger RNA from Rhincodon typus (whale shark), 7494 nucleotides. RefSeq names its product APC membrane recruitment protein 2 (gene amer2). NCBI's taxonomy places the organism in Eukaryota, Metazoa, Chordata, Chondrichthyes, Orectolobiformes, Rhincodontidae. The transcript has a single exon. The coding region runs from base 62 to 1957 and encodes 631 amino acids. Gene Ontology annotation, biological process: regulation of canonical Wnt signaling pathway. The record is from RefSeq and is a predicted model, not a curated record. Gene Ontology annotation, cellular component: plasma membrane. Gene Ontology annotation, molecular function: beta-catenin binding; phosphatidylinositol-4,5-bisphosphate binding.